AUGGCUCCUGGAAUUCUUGAAUACCCGGCAGCAGAUCUGUUGGCAACACAGUCUGUGGAGUCAAUCACCAAAAAAUCAUACUUUCAGAAGUUCGAUCCUGUGAAACAUCUUGCGUAUGUGCCACCAAAAAAGAUCCAUACUUUGGAAGAUCUUUGCCUUCCCCCUUCGCCAAUUUCGCCAAUUGCUUCGACCGAUCCAUUCCCCCUGCUGUCUGAAGAGGCUCUUCUCGAGCAUCGCCGGGAGCUGCUGUCCGAUGAGGUCCUCAACAACUGCAUGUAUAGCACGAGAGAGCAGUCGGUGCAACUCCGCGGGAUGGCCCCCAGAUAUGCCCCUUUCAUUCAUCAGUUCUGGACCUCCCCAGAAGUUCUCAAGAUAGUCAGUGAGCUCGCAGGAGUCGACUUGGUACCUGUCAUGGACUUUGAAAUUUGCCACACAAACGUCCAAUUGGGGCCGGAUGGUCUGUCAGGAGUCAGAAACAUUCCCAUUAUCCCUCCCGGGGCUCCCGAGCAAGACACGAGGUCAGCGGUUCACGCAGAGCCCCGAGAGAGUCCAGUGGUCACCAAAAAAUCCAUCGUCCCUUGGCAUCGCGACUCAUAUCCUUUUGUCUGUGUUGUUAUGUUGUCCGACGCAAGGCAUAUGGAAGGGGGGGAGACCGAGAUCCAAAGAGGUGAUGGUAGGACAAUCAAAGUCCGAUCUCCACAGAUGGGCGGCGCGAUGGUCCUUCAAGGCAGACACGUGUCUCACAUAGCUAGACCGGUCGACAACAUGCCCGAGAGAAUUACCAUUGUGGCAUCUUUUCGGCCACGGUACUCUGUGCUGCUGGACGACUCUUCACUGAUGAAUGUUCGAAACAAGUCUCGACUGUCGGAGAUGUAUUACCAAUGGACCAGCUACCGCCUGCAUUUGCUCGCUGAAAGAUUCCGGCUCGAAGCCGAGAAGCUUGAUGCUGCAUAUCGCAAAGCAGUUGAGGACACCGACCAAGGCAGGCCAGGAGAUUGUAAGGUAGACGUGGUCGACGUGGAGAACCUGGAAAAAUGGAUGGAAAAGCAAAUGAGAUACAUGAGACGAACCAUGUUCGAGAUGAGACCGGUCACUGAGGAUGACAACAUCACUAAGAAUGAGAUAGAGGAAGUUUAG
Molecule: messenger RNA, 1137 nt
Organism: Fonsecaea multimorphosa CBS 102226
Lineage: Eukaryota; Fungi; Ascomycota; Eurotiomycetes; Chaetothyriales; Herpotrichiellaceae
Exons: 2
Coding region: 1-1137 (378 amino acids)
Source: RefSeq, a predicted model, not a curated record